Molecule: messenger RNA, 3565 nt
Organism: Salvelinus sp. IW2-2015
Lineage: Eukaryota; Metazoa; Chordata; Actinopteri; Salmoniformes; Salmonidae
Gene: scn1ba
Product: sodium channel, voltage-gated, type I, beta a
Biological process (GO): cardiac muscle cell action potential involved in contraction; regulation of heart rate by cardiac conduction; regulation of sodium ion transmembrane transporter activity
Cellular component (GO): voltage-gated sodium channel complex
Molecular function (GO): sodium channel inhibitor activity; transmembrane transporter binding
Source: RefSeq, a predicted model, not a curated record
AUGUUUGUUGUACUUUCUCUCUCCUUAGCGUCUCUAUGCCAUGGAGCGUGUGUGGAGGUGGAUUCUGACACUGACGCAGUGGUCAAUGAAGGCUUUAAGCUGGGCUGUAUCUCCUGUAAGAUGAGGGGCGAGGUGCCCGCCGAGGCCACUGUUGAAUGGUCCUUCAUGCCCAAAGGGGAGAGCGAGUUCACAAAAAUCUACAGCUACGAGGAUCUAAUGAGCGACAUCCCGGACGAGCGCUUCUACGAGCGUCUGGACUGGAACGGCAGCAAGAAGACCAAGGACCUGCAGGACGGCUCCAUCUACAUCCUGAACGUGACGUGGAACGACACGGGCACUUACCGCUGCAUCUUCAACCGCACCCUCACCUUCACCUCCUACGAGUUCCACACCAACGCCACCAAGAUCGUCCACCUCAACGUGGUGCCAAGACUGACCAGGGGGAUAGCGUCCAUCUUGUCUGAGGUGAUGAUGUAUGUCACCAUCAUUGGGCUGCAGGUAUGGCUGGUGGUAGAGAUGAUUUACUGCUACAGGAAGAUAUCAGCACAAGGCGAGGAAGCAUUGAGAGAGAGCGCGGCGGAGUACUUAGCUAUAGCUUCGGAGAGUAAAGAGAACUGUGCAAUGGUGGCAGUGACAGAAUAGCACUGGUUAAAGAAUGGCUCCAAACGACGAAUAGCUCUCGAUAGCCCUUCAACACUUCACCCUUUCUUCCAGACUUCCAUUAUGACACCAUCUCAUUACCCCAUCCAGGAGGACAAGCAGCCAAGAGGCUUGUCCAGAGAACAGAUGGAUGAGAAGUGAAACAGCCAAUGAAAAAGGACGUCACUGUAUUUAAAAGCAACUAUACAGCACGAGUGUACUAUCUAGCAGUACUAUAAUAUCAAAGAGAGUUGUAAAUACAGUACGUAUGCUUAAUUAUGCAAUCCAAAUCUUCAUUGUAAUACUGAUACAUUAUAAUAAGUUAGUUCAUACAUAGCAUUGUACAUUAAGUAGAGCUGCAUGUUUUAGUUUAAACAUUUGAAAAUGUUUAAACUAUCGUUCUACCGUUGUGACUGGAAACCUCAAUAUGCAACAUCCAUACAUAUAUUUAUUGCAGUAUAAUUGCAUUCUCUGCAUAUUUCAUUAAUGCUUUAUUUGCUAGAUUUUCCUUACCAUAUUUACAACAACCAAGGGCUUGUGAUAUUAGCUACCAUUUUACUGCCAUGGGAAACUACCAUAAUUUGUUCAGUGUGCCUAGAGUAGGAAUGUCUGACUGGUCAAAGACCAAAAUCUCUACGGAGCAGAAUACAUUGAGCUGCUAUUGAAAAAGAAAUUGACAUCCCUGUCAUUCCCAUUUGGCAGUCAAUUCUGUAUUAUACCUCCAGGGGCAGCAUAACACUGCCUAAUGUGGACUGCAAUCUUGCACACAUACUUUCUUGUAUAAUUUCCUUGGGAUCUGGGUUUAACUACCAAGGGGUCUGGGUUUGCAACAUUUGAAGUACGGAAAAGUGAAAGAAUAAUAGGAUUGUUAUUGCAUGAUAACUGCCACACAUGAACAAAUUAUAAUUAAUGUUCAAGAUUCUGAAAUAUUCAAAAUUCCCUAUAAAAACCUUGAAGCUGAUUUGGUCAGAUUAGAGAUUCUAGUCACCUUUCACAGAACUUCUACAUUCAAUAGCGGAAUAUAUGUUGGGAAAAAACAACAGGCUUAUAAUAGGGAAUAGUCGACUUCUGCCGUCAUUUAAAAUGUUCACUGAAGAGAGCUGAUCCAGUACACACUACUGUGGAAAUGUUGCUUGCCAAAACGGUCAGCUUUAUACCAUAAUACAAUUGUCAUGUGAGAAUGGAGUAGGCUUUAUGUCUGGUUUAUUAAAUCAAAACAAUUUCUACCUUAUCAGAUUUUUAUGUUUGUGGGAACUUUUCAGGUCUCUGACAAGAAAGACCCUCUUUCACACGCACACAGAGACAGACAGAGUGUAAUAAUAUAAUCUGAAGAGCAUAGAGGCAACUGAAGUGUGGGACAGAAAUGGCCUGUUGUUCUGGCAUGCAGUCACAUGUUGUAUGGCUGUCACUGAGCUGUGGCUAACCUCAUGAUAGAGUACCUGACUGGAACCUGGUGAUGUCACAUUUCCAGGGAACUGACGGGCUGCUCACUGGGAGUCAGGAGGACCAGAUAGCAGAUAAUGUAGUCUGUUGACCAGGGCGUUGACCAUGACCGACUUCGGCAGUGGUCAAACACAAACUUUCCCUUAUGACCUUUUAAAACCACUCGUAUUAAAUAUUUAAUUGACAAUUUCCAAAAUGUACUUCAACAUAAUGUACAAGGUGCCUGAGGGUGGCCUUACAGUUAAGGGCCCUAUACUCUGCACAUAUACCUUCUCCCCCUAUUCUAGCUUUGACUCGACUGAUAGCUACGUUGACGAAAAAUGUACUUUCUAUACCUGUAAAAUGUGGUUGUCCCACCUAGCUAUCUUAAGACGAAUGCACUAAGUUGCUGUGGAUAAGAGCGUCUGCUAAAUGACUAAAACGUAAAAAUUGUACGUAUCCUAGCGACUACCAGCCCUACAUUGCAUCUUCCUUCUCUCCGUCUCCUCUUAAUUUCAUACCGUCUCUGUUAAUAAACAAGAGUUCAAGUUGUCUCCCUUUAAACAAAAAAAUACGACAAGGUUUGAAAUUCUCCAUGAACUAACGUGUCCUCUGACGCUCAGUGGGUACAGCAUGGCGCUUGCAACACCGGAACAGUGGGUUGGAUUCCCGGGACCACUCGUAGGUAUAACGAAUGCACGCAUGACUACGUUGCUUUGGGUAAAAUCAUCUGCUAAACGCCAGAUAUUGUACUGAUAUAUUAUCUAAGAGGGGAAGCAGUACAGGUGGGAGUCACCCAAUGACCGCCCUUAAACAUAUAGAUAUAGCAGGGCAGAUCAAUUCCUGUGACAUUAAUAGAUCGUAACAGUGUCUCCUGCUCCUUGGUAAUGAUGUAGGCCAGUAGAUCAACUGUGUUUGUAGGUCAAUUGACAGUAUCGAUCUACAUGGACUUUGUCUGAAGUCGCUGUUAAUGGCAGACAUCUAAAUCAAUGAAAUGCUUUGCCUCAACAGGUCAAACCAACAGAUCAGCUUGAAUUUGGACACGGUGGGAAGACAGAAAGAUGACAUAAUUACACCGACUGUUUUGAAAUACUUUUUUUAGUUAAACUUUAUGAAAAUGGUUGACGACACACACACUUAAAAAAAAAAUAAGACUCCGAUGAGUUGUUGCAUAUUUUAGAACUUUUCAUUUCUCUCCAGGGCGUUGUGUACAAUCAAAUCGUUUACAGUACAUUUGCUCCCCCGACCCCCCACCCCCCUGAGCCUAAUAAAUAUAGUACAUCCUUUGAUCACUCACUGUUUGGCCGUGCACAGCAAGGCUCACACACUUACACAGCUGACAGGCAAGAGACGGAAGGAGUGGGGGGGAGGCAGUACAACGAGGAAAGAGAGAGAGGAAGAGUGAAAAAGAAAACAGGAGGGGGGAUGAAAAGGAAAAUAAUUAGGAAAAGAGAACGAUGGUUUUGAUAGUCAGUGAGAGGAAAUCAGGGGGGGGGGGGGGGGG